AAGGAUCGUCAAGCUGCGCUUACAAUUUAGUUUUAAUGAUUUCUCUCAGUUCAAUUUUCAUUUUUCUGAUACUAGCAACCUUAGCCUCGACGCUUAAAGAAGAACGAUCGGGACGAGCCGCAAUUAUAAAAAAACGGUCGAUUUUCCUUCGAGGAUCGAAUGAAAACUACUGCAAGCUAAAAUGCGGGGAACAGAAUCAUACUAUGUGCAAUCCGCCAAAUCCUUCCCCUGAUAAGUGUGGUAAGAACUUUUAUGAGUAUCCUGUUGACAAGGAAUUCCGGGAAGUUAUGCUAGAUGGACAUAAUGGCAUACGCGACAGGAUAGCCGGCAUUAUGAGAGUGGCUAAUAUGCAAAAAUUGAGAUGGGAUUUCGAACUUUCCCUGAUGGCAAAAUAUUGGCUCAGACGAUGCGAUUUCUACAAAGUAGACCCAUGCACGAAAUUGCCGCGAACAUCAAUUGAGGAUGAUGAUACAGUCUACACAUUUGUUACCCAGGGUACUGAAGCAAUUAUAAGCCUUUACUAUCCGCUUUACUUUCGAGCAGCAACCAUUCGCACGUGGUAUUUUGAAAAAAACACCAUGAAACCGCCACGUAUAGAAAAAAUAAGUGAAAGUAUUUCAUACGGCUACUUCGACGUGAGCAAUAAUUUCACCCAAAUUUCGUUUGCUUAUGCUUCACGGUUAGGAUGCGCUAUGGUCAAAUCAAAUGAAAUCUACGCAAUAGCGUGUAACUAUUGGCCAUACGAAGGCAAAAAACGAGCGUUUCGACUUGGCCAGCCAACAGAAUAUUGCCCAAACCUAUACCCGAUACCUAGCUUGAAAUAUAAAAACCUUUGCGAAGAUCGGGGUUCGACAAUUAUAAUUAACUACACUUCAAUUUUCCUAUUGAACAUGUUGGCAGUUUUCAACUUCCAAUAUUUUUGGUUUGUAAAGUUCCUAAUCAAUUAAGGAAAAUAUAAAG
Messenger RNA from Hermetia illucens (black soldier fly), 960 nucleotides. Its product is annotated as venom allergen 5-like. NCBI's taxonomy places the organism in Eukaryota, Metazoa, Arthropoda, Insecta, Diptera, Stratiomyidae. Bases 36 to 947 code for a protein of 303 amino acids. The record is from RefSeq and is a predicted model, not a curated record. The transcript has 5 exons.